ACACGGCGUUUGUAAAAUAAAUUUCAGUUUGAAGAGAAAUGUGGAUGAUAGAGUUUUGGUGAUAUGAUUAAAGGCUUUCAUUGAUACGCGUGCGCGUCCAAUGGAAAACAAACGGACAUAGUAAUAUGGCGUCGACGAGUGAAACUAGUGUAGAAUUAGAAGAUCUUCUGCCAACCGCGAUUUCAGAACGAGAAGAUAAGGGACGAAAUUCAGAAACACAACUAACAACCGCCUGUGUACAAGAACAACUAACGCCAUCGCCACAAACGGCUUCUCAAGAGUCCGAACCUAAAAGUCUGGAGCCUCCUCAGUCAAGUACAUUUUAUAAGAAGACAUAUACCAGUGGAAAAAUCCGCUUUAUCAAAGACAACACACACUUGGGUGAUGCAAAAUUCAUCAAGAUUAAUGCUGAUGCUGGGGACAGUGAAAGUAUUAUGCAGCAAGUGGCGGAAGGCGUUGUUAACAAGCUAUGGAGAGUUCAUCAUAAAAAUCUUCUGCUGUCAGUCACUUCCGGUGCGGAUGAGUUGGAUGAAGCAGGUAGUGAAGCAUUCAAAGAAGGCAUCAUACAGAUCUUACCAGGAACAUGUAUAGUGACUGGCGGAACCAACGAUGGAGUUACCCGACUUGUCGGAGACGCUGUACAUGAGUUCAACAACCGUGCACACUAUGAAGAACACGAUACAAAUAAAUGUCCAACUAUUGGAAUAGUCUGUUUGGACCGCCUUGGACGGAAUAAGGACACAAUAAAGCCUUGGGAACUGACCAGAGGAGUGUUCGGCAUUGACUCAGAUGGUGAGCUGUUUACCGUCGAUAAUAGAGGUGAAAGGUGGACGUUGAACCCAGCUUCAUUGACGAACGUUUAUGCUCAAAGUGACGGUAGCACCACAACUAACGCAUUUACUGGUAGAUAUGCUGUCGGCGACUUGGUGCAGAUCGGCAGUGAUCGAGAGAAGGUCAUUUCUGGAGAAACAUUAUUUUGGGAGACCUUUUUAGAGCCGACCUUCGGUCGAAUUGGUCUCAUAGUGCAAGUGAACGAUGAUGGACCGCUGAUCAGAGUGCACGGUAGAUACUUCAUGUACACGGACGAAUCUGUUAAGUUGUUGCCGAGAGAGCGCUUGCUGUUCCUGUUGAGGACACACUUCGAGACUUACAUGCCUUCAGAUUGCCAAGACGAGCUUGUAAAAGCUGUAAAGAACCGAGAGGUCGAUAAUGUCUACGCGAUCAUCCGCCAGGCUUACCAGGAUUUCAACGAAUUUACAAGUGCGUCGCUCGGCGUAGACUGCAACUUUAACUUUUUUGUCAUAGACGCCAAUGGAGACAGGAGGACAUUCACCCGGGACGAUGUAAGGGAACAAAUUACUGGCCAUGGUAAAAGCGACGAUGAUAUUCCACACAAUUUUGCUCCCGGUGACCAGGUGAUGAUCAUUAGUGAUGAGUUUUCGCCAUGGAGCGAUAUAAAAAGGAUGACAGUCGGAAAAGAGGGUACAGUAAUGGUCGCGUGCCAAGAUAGUCUCAUCAUACGAGUGUGCGGGUAUUCUAACUCAUACAGCCGGAAAGAUGUUACGUUAAUGAACCGAGGGCGCUUCAACCUGUUGAAAAAACACUUUCAGACACACUCGCCGGCAUGUGAGGGAGACGAGCUUCAACAAGCUGUAAUCAAAGACGAUUUCGAGAAAGUGACCGCAAUAAUACGAAAAGCUUACAAGGAUGCUGCACGCAUCUGUGAAUACCAACUGACCACGGCAAUCGAUGAUUUACAAGACAGAGUGCAUACAGAGCGUAAUUUGGAUCCACAUCACAACCUAUUCGUUUUAGUGGAAAAUUCUACGCUAGACGAAUUCGGUGGGGAAAUUGAGUUUCGAGCUAAUCUAGAACAACGAAUUUCGUCCGAAAUGAUCCGAUCAAGAAUGAAAGGGAAAAUCUACCAAGACCAAUCAGUUCUGCAAAUUCUACUCGUCAACUUCGUUCUGAACAAUGACCAAUACACGUUUAAAACUGUAAAAUCUUCUAAGGACAAAGGCAUACCUUCCGUUUUGGUAAUCACAACUGACACGGAUACUCGCAAACGACAAGACAGUGCCAUUUCGGACAGCAAGAAUGAAAUCAGAUCGAAAAUGCUUCAAAACAGUACUAUUCCAAAUGACGGAAUCAAAACGUGUCAAGAAACUUACCAGGAAAAGCUACACCUUUGCGGCAAGUUCAAAAUGCUUGCGCAGAUGAUCUGCGAUCUUUGUUGGGAUGUUACGUAUUAG
This is a messenger RNA of Dreissena polymorpha, 2252 nucleotides long. RefSeq lists its product as uncharacterized. The transcript is spliced from 16 exons. Gene Ontology annotation, molecular function: monoatomic cation channel activity. NCBI's taxonomy places the organism in Eukaryota, Metazoa, Mollusca, Bivalvia, Myida, Dreissenidae. The coding region runs from base 126 to 2252 and encodes 708 amino acids. The record is from RefSeq and is a predicted model, not a curated record. Gene Ontology annotation, biological process: monoatomic cation transmembrane transport.